ACGACUUUCUCCCCUCGUCUCCUAUAUCAUUUUAGGAAUAUUUUUCUUCUUACAUUACCGAAACAUCAAUUAUAUAUUAAAGGAGAAACCCAGAUAGCAGAAGUACAGAACCAGAGAUGAACCUGAAACAAGUGGAAAAAAGCUUGUUCUCAUGGCGGCUGGCUUGUCUGAUGGUGAUGAUGAUGUUCCUAUCCAUGGCAAAGCCUGUGACAUCACAGACGUCUAGUGAUAGAAAUAGCACUCUGAUGAGAUAUUAUUGUAGUCAAUAUUUCGGUAUGAACGAAACAUAUUUCUACCGGAAUCUCAACACCACCCUUUCUAGCCUCCGCCGGCAGCUGUUGGUGAACCGUGUACGCUAUGCUGUUGCACGUACUUUGCUCAAUGGAGAGUCCGUUUGGGGCCUUGCCUCAUGCCGGGGAUAUGUCUCCACCACCAAUUGUGUUGCUUGUUUUGACUAUGCUGUCUCUCAGUUGAGAGUUUGUGGGCGUGGCAAUGGAGCUCAUGCUUUUUACAAUGACUGCGAUCUCAGAUACGAGAAUAAUAACUUCUAUGCGGAUGCCAACAUUCGGGCUGGUAUUGUAAUGUGUGGUAAUACAAAAUCGCCGCAGCAAACAGAGUUCAGAAAAACGGUAGAAGGAUUGAUAUCAGACCUUCGAACAGCAACACCAAGAACAUCAGAUUUUUAUGCAGUUUCCACAAGGGCUUUACCUGAUCGUUCUGGAACAGUUUACGGGAUUGCCCAAUGCAAUCUAAACUUAAGCCAAAGUGUUUGUGAAGAUUGUUUGAAUUUCAAGAUAUAG
This is a messenger RNA of Lactuca virosa, 800 nucleotides long. Lineage: Eukaryota; Viridiplantae; Streptophyta; Magnoliopsida; Asterales; Asteraceae. The record is from the annotation of a GenBank genome assembly.